This is a messenger RNA of Echinops telfairi (small Madagascar hedgehog), 3203 nucleotides long. It is a transcript of the gene LINGO1, whose product is annotated as leucine rich repeat and Ig domain containing 1. The record is from RefSeq and is a predicted model, not a curated record. The transcript has 4 exons. Bases 315 to 2159 code for a protein of 614 amino acids. Gene Ontology annotation, cellular component: extracellular matrix. Gene Ontology annotation, molecular function: protein binding. NCBI's taxonomy places the organism in Eukaryota, Metazoa, Chordata, Mammalia, Afrosoricida, Tenrecidae.
CCCAUAGGCCCCGAGGCCCCCAGUGCCUGUGAGCUCCAAGGGCGACGAGUCCAGCCGGGCUGGCUUCUGGCAGCCACCCUUCCCAGCCACCCGCCCAGCUGGAGGUGUCUGCUGAGGAGCCCUGAGCCCACCGCGUUCCCCCAAGGGAUCUCCGAGCCAUGUCCCGGCUGCCUUGAGUCUGCGAGGCCCCGCAGCCUCCACCAGCGGCCCCCGGGGCCAGCUCCCAAGCCUGCUCUUCGCUGCGGCCUGGGCUGAGGGAGCCCUCCAGCAUUGAGACUCAGCGGGGGACAGCAGCAGUCACGGUGAGCGAGAGGAUGCUGUCGGGGGCCGCGAGGAGCAUGCCCAGCCCCCUCCUGGCCUGCUGGCAGCCCAUCCUCCUGCUGGUGCUGGGCUCGGUGCUGUCUGGCUCGGCCACAGGCUGCCCUCCCCGCUGCGAGUGCUCGGCCCAGGACCGCGCGGUGCUGUGCCACCGGAAGCGCUUCAUGGCGGUGCCCGAAGGCAUCCCCACCGAGACGCGCCUGCUGGACCUGGGCAAGAACCGCAUCAAGACGCUCAACCAGGACGAGUUUGCCGGCUUCCCGCACCUGGAGGAGCUGGAGCUGAAUGAGAACAUCGUGAGCGCCGUGGAGCCCGGCGCCUUCAACAACCUCUUCAACCUGCGGACGCUGGGCCUCCGCAGCAACCGCCUGAAGCUCAUCCCGCUGGGCGUCUUCACGGGCCUCAGUAACCUGACCAAGCUGGACAUCAGCGAGAACAAGAUUGUCAUCCUGCUGGACUACAUGUUCCAGGACCUGUACAACCUCAAGUCCCUGGAGGUCGGCGACAACGACCUGGUCUAUAUCUCCCACCGCGCCUUCAGCGGCCUCAACGGCCUGGAGCAGCUGACGCUGGAGAAGUGCAACCUGACCUCCAUCCCCACGGAGGCGCUGUCCCACCUGCACGGCCUCAUCGUCCUGAGGCUCCGGCACCUCAACAUCAACGCCAUCCGGGACUACUCCUUCAAGAGGCUGUACCGCCUCAAGGUCCUGGAGAUCUCGCACUGGCCCUACCUGGAUACCAUGACCCCCAACUGCCUCUAUGGCCUCAACCUGACAUCCCUGUCGAUCACACACUGCAAUCUGACCGCCGUGCCCUACCUGGCCGUGCGGCACCUGGUCUAUCUCCGCUUCCUCAACCUCUCCUAUAACCCCAUUAGCACCAUCGAGGGCUCUAUGCUGCAUGAGCUGCUGCGGCUGCAGGAAAUGCAGCUGGUGGGCGGGCAGCUGGCCGUGGUGGAGCCGUACGCCUUCCGAGGCCUGAACUACCUGCGCGUGCUCAACGUCUCCGGCAACCAGCUGACCACGCUGGAGGAGUCCGCCUUCCACUCGGUGGGCAACCUGGAGACGCUCAUCCUGGACUCCAACCCGCUGGCCUGCGACUGCCGGCUCCUGUGGGUGUUCCGGCGCCGCUGGCGGCUCAACUUCAACCGGCAGCAGCCCACGUGCGCCACGCCCGAGUUCGUCCAGGGCAAGGAGUUCAAGGACUUCCCCGACGUGCUCCUGCCCAACUACUUCACCUGCCGCCGCGCGCGCAUCCGGGACCGCAAGGCGCAGCAGGUGUUCGUGGACGAGGGCCACACGGUGCAGUUCGUGUGCCGGGCGGAUGGCGACCCGCCGCCCGCCAUCCUCUGGCUCUCGCCGCGCAAGCACCUGGUCUCAGCCAAGAGCAACGGGCGGCUCACAGUCUUCCCCGACGGCACGCUGGAGGUGCGCUACGCCCAGGUACAGGACAACGGCACGUACAUGUGCAUCGCGGCCAACGCGGGCGGCAACGACUCCAUGCCCGCCCACCUGCAUGUGCGCAGCUACUCGCCCGACUGGCCCCAUCAGCCCAACAAGACCUUCGCCUUCAUCUCCAACCUGCCGGGCGAGGGCGAGGCCAACAGCACCCGCGCCACAGUGCCUUUCCCCUUCGACAUCAAGACCCUCAUCAUCGCCACCACCAUGGGCUUCAUCUCCUUCCUGGGGGUCGUGCUUUUUUGCCUGGUGCUGCUGUUCCUCUGGAGCCGGGGCAAGGGCAACACAAAGCACAACAUCGAGAUCGAGUACGUGCCCCGCAAGUCCGACGCGGGCAUCAGCUCGGCCGACGCACCGCGCAAGUUCAACAUGAAGAUGAUAUGAGGAUGCGCGGCGGGGGGCAAGGGACCCCCGGGGCGCCAGGCAGGGGAAGGGGCCUGGCUGCCGCAGCUGCUGGCCUGCUCCCCUACCCUUCCCACCACCCUGCCCCACCACACACUCUUUCUCCCUCCCACCCCAGCUCCUGCAGCCCCCCCACCCCUCUUCCAGCCCUCACCGCCUGUCCUCUUUCUGCCAGGACCUCAGAAGUCUAGGCCUGGGGACCCCACCUCACAGGGGCACGUACUCACAGACUGGAGCCGGAGGCCCACCAACCGACAUGGCUGCAGUCAGUAAUUCCAUUAAAUAAAAAAAAAAGUUACGAACUUCCUCUGUAACUGGGGUUUCAAUAAUUAUGGAUUUUUAUGAAAACUUGAAAUAAUAAAAAGAAAAACAAACAAAACUAUUUCCUAUAGCUAGUCGGAAUGCAGAUCCUCCACGCGGGCUGGUUGUUCCAGGGCCUGCCUCCAACUCAGUUUGUUUUUCUCUCCCUCCUCCUCCACCCCUCUAACUCUUCCUCCUUUCUCUUCUCUUCCCCGGUGGGGAGGGACCACUCAGGAAAUCAGAAAAGGAGGCUCCAGCACUCCCUCCCCCCUCCAGGGCAGCUCUACAAGCUGGCUGGGGGGCAGGCAGGCAGGGUGGCUCUGGGCUGGCUGUUUGUAAGGAGCUGGUGGAGGGCUGCGGCUGCCCGUUGGGCUGGGGACCCCUCUUCAGGUUGCGGGGCAGCUGUGUUGCCAAGGUGGGGGCCUGGUUCAGGUGCUGAGACUGGACAGGCCCUGGGGUCCUCCUGGGGAGGAGGGGGACACAGCACAGUCUGUGGAGAGGCCCGGGGCAGGAUGGAGGCUCACCUUCUGUUCUCAGCCCCAUCCAAGCACACACCGAGUGUGUGGCCUGGAACAGACCACUGGCCCCCUCUGGGCCUCCCUGUUCACAUCUGUACAAAUGGGAACGUGCUUCCCCGCCCUGCCUACCUCACAGGGCUGUUGUGAGGAAUUGAUGAGAUGAUGUAUGUGAAACACUUUGUAACGUGUAAAGCGCUGUGCACACGUG